Molecule: messenger RNA, 2481 nt
Organism: Salvia miltiorrhiza (redroot sage)
Lineage: Eukaryota; Viridiplantae; Streptophyta; Magnoliopsida; Lamiales; Lamiaceae
Exons: 3
Coding region: 1-2481 (826 amino acids)
Molecular function (GO): zinc ion binding; nucleic acid binding
Source: RefSeq, a predicted model, not a curated record
AUGGCAGUGGAUCAGAUCAGUCGUGAUCGUCUUAUGCAUCAGAUUAGGGAUGCUAUGUGUCGUUCGUCGAGUGCAGAUUUAUUGGUGUUUUACUUGACAGGAAACACUGACGGCGAAAGAUUGAAGGUUUCUUUGCAAAGUGAUACAGAUUUAUUUCGCUUACUUUAUGAGCAAAAGGACAAUCCAAUGGUUUACGUCACCAUUAGAGAUGAAUAUUCUUUACCCAAUGUAAAUGUGAACGUGGCAGGCAGCAGCUCGGCGCCCCUACAUGACACAACGCCACAUUCUGAAUCAGAUACUCCAGACGAAGAGUUCGAUGCUUCAGACGAAGAUGAGGAAGCUAAUUGUCGUGCUGAUUUGCUUCAGAGUAUGCAAACUGAAGAUAACGCUUGGAUACGUCAGCCACCACAGAAAAACUUCUCGUCUGAUGAUCAGGCUAACCGAGAGGAUCCUGACGGUGUAGAGCGUAUACAGCGCAAUUGGAUUAUUCCGGUUCCAGAACUUGAUAGUGUGCCAACACUAGGAUGGGAAGAAGUUCUUGCACCAGACAUUGGAAGCCUUGUAAAGGAUGCCUUAUUUCGGUCCAAGAAUGAGUUGAUUGUUGUUGUAGGAAUCUAUCACAUGGAAAAUCGAGUGGAAUAUGCCACCCAACGUUCUAGCAAGACACGUUUGGCAUUCGUAUGCAAGCAUAGCGAAGAUUGUUCGUUUAAGAUGCGUGCCAGGAAGGGUGAAUCAAUGUGGAGGAUUACAAAUCUGACGUUGGAUCAUAGUUGCUAUACGGACUUGGAUCGAAGGGUUGCAAGACAGGUGACUGCAAAAGUUGCAGCUAGUUAUUUUGCUCGCAGAUUGGUUGCAGAGGGGUGUGUUUUGAGGCCGAAGGAGAUGGUCGAUGAGAUGCUUCGAUUACACGGGAUUAAAAUGAUGUAUAGCCUUGCUUUGCGAACUCGAAGCUUAGCUAUAGACAUGACAUAUGGCGACUUCGAAAAGUCAUAUCAGAGGAUCCCGUCGUAUCUGUACUUGUUGAAGGAGCGUAACCCUGGGACUAUAUAUGACUAUCAAACGACUCAUGAAGAUGUGUUCCUCCACAUGUUUGUUGCCCUUGGUCAGUGUAUUCGUGCAUUUGAAAGCUCUCUACGGCCGAUUAUUGUAGUAGAUUGGACCCAUCUGAAGGGAAGAAAUAGAGGCGUAUUAUUUGUUGCUGUCACGAAGGACGGGAAUGAAAAAAUCUUUCCUCUUGCAAUUGGUUUGGGUCCAAUAGAGAACGAUGAAUCUUGGACAUGGUUUCUCUCUAACCUGCGUAGGUGCUACAAUCCUCCUGAAGGUCUCAUGAUUGUGUCCGACCAGCAUAAGAGUAUCCAAAAUGCUAUUGGGUCUGUAUAUCCAAAUGCAGCGCAUGGAUUGUGUUAUCACCACUUGCAUAAAAAUUUGACACGAAUUGGCAAGGAAGCAUUAAUCCACUUCAAGAAUGCGGCAUAUGCUUAUCGAGUUGAAGGUUUUGAAAAAUUCUUUUCGGAGUUGGAGUUGCAAAGCCAUAGCGCUCAUACGAGACUUUUCCUUAUUGGGGUUGAGAGGUGGGCUAGGUCGAGAAGUCCAGUACCUAGGUAUAGUUUCAUGACAUCUAAUGCUGCCGAGGUCUUGAAUUAUCGUCUACUGUGGGCAAGACGGCUUCCAGUAUCCUCAUUGCUUGAGACUUUUCGCACUAUUGUGGAAAAAUGGUUUGAUGAGAGACGGGCCAGUGCUAUGUCCAGACAACAUGAGUUGACAGAGGCGGCUUACAACAAGCUGGCGGUGCAAGUCGAACUCAGUCAUCACCUAAGAGUGUAUGAAACCACUACACAUAUUUAUAAGGUCGAAGAGGAAAAAAGAAUUCACCAAGUUGACCUUGUGAGUCGUACAUGCGAAUGUCGUGAGUUUGAUGAGGAUAAGAUUCCAUGUCGUCAUGCUGUUGCCGCUAUUAGACGUGCCGGAUUAAAUGUGUAUGAUUUUGUUAGUGGCUAUUUCAAAACAAGCAACUUAAUCGAGACUUAUGAAGCUCCUAUUAGAGGUAUCCCACAUCCCGAUGAGUGGAAUGUUCCCUCAGAGAUCUCAUCAAUCGUCGUCCACGCCCCGGCUCACAUCCGUCAAUCCGGACGUCCGAGUAUGAGUCGUUCUAGGACUGCAUUUGAGGAGGAGUCGAUAAGAAGACGAAAACAGGUGUGUGGAAGGUGUAAGGAAAGUGGUCACAACAGGCGCGUUUGCACAGCCCCUACCCCAAUAAGUGGCGUCAAUUUGAAUGAACCUCCGGAAGAGAAUGAACCUCCGGAAGAAAAUGAACCUCCGGAAGAGAAUGAACCUCCAGAAGAAAAUGAACCUCCGGAAGAAUCAACCACAAAUCAAAAAGGGCAAGAAAGACGUCGACGAGCCAAGAAAUGUAGUGUUUGUCGUAGUUCGGAUCACAACAAAUCAAAAUGUCCGGAGCGCACAGACCAAAACAAUUCAUGA